GAGCGAAAGGGACCCUGCAGGGAAGAGGCAUGCUUCUAUCAAAGAGACCGCAGCUCACGGAGUUCUCCUUAAGUCUUCUUCUUGCGCUGCUAUGCUUGCGAGUCAAGGUGACCCUAACAUCAGGACAGUUCGAGUUUGAGAUCAUAUCCAUGCAAAACGUAAAUGGCGAAUUGCAAAACGGGAAUUGCUGUGAUGGGACCCGAAACCCAGCCGACAGAAAAUGCACUAGAGAUGAGUGUGAUACUUAUUUUAGAAUUUGCCUGAAGGAGUAUCAGUCCCGGGUUUCCGCUGGGGGCCCUUGCAGCUUUGGUACAGGAUCUACCCCAGUCAUCGGUGGGAAUACCUUCAAUUUGAAAUACAAUCGGAAUAAUGAAAAGAACCGGAUUGUUCUCCCAUUCAACUUUGCCUGGCCGAGAUCCUACACGUUGCUUGUUGAGGCCUGGGAUUACAAUAACGACAGUGUUAAUGCAGAUAGCAUUAUUGAGAAAGCUUCUCACUCCGGUAUGAUCAACCCAAGCCGACAAUGGCAGAUCCUGAAGCAAAAUGCAGGCGUGGCUCACUUCGAAUACCAGAUCCGGGUCACUUGUGAUGAACAUUAUUAUGGCUUUGGCUGCAACAAGUUUUGCCGACCAAGAGACGACUUCUUCGGGCAUUAUACUUGUGAUCAGAAUGGCAACAAAACCUGCCUGGAAGGCUGGAUGGGUCUGGAUUGUAACACAGCCAUCUGUCGUCAGGGUUGCAACCCCAAACAUGGCAAUUGCAAAACUCCAGGAGAGUGCAGGUGUCAGUACGGAUGGCAAGGGCAGUACUGUGACAAAUGCAUUCCCCACCCAGGCUGUGUCCAUGGCACUUGCAAUGAACCAUGGCAAUGCCUCUGCGAAACCAACUGGGGUGGCCAGUUCUGCAAUAAAGAUCUCAACUAUUGCGGGACUCACCCGCCUUGUUUGAACGGAGGUACGUGCAGCAACACCGGGCCUGACAAAUAUCAAUGUUCCUGCCCAGAGGGUUACUCGGGACAGAACUGCGAAAUUGCGGAACAUGCCUGUCUUUCGGAUCCUUGCCACAAUGGAGGAAGCUGCCUUGAAACCUCUACAGGAUUUGAGUGUGUCUGUGCUCCAGGCUGGGCAGCUCCAACAUGCACACUUAAUAUCGACGACUGCUCUCCAAACCCCUGCGGCCACGGAGGGACUUGCCAGGAUCUAGUUGAUGGGUUUAAAUGUAUUUGCCCACCUCAGUGGACUGGCAAAACGUGUCAAAUAGAUGCGGAUGAAUGUGAGGGUAAACCUUGUCUCAAUGCCAAUUCCUGCAGGAACCUAAUUGGCAGCUACUAUUGCGACUGCAUUGCUGGCUGGGCUGGCAACAAUUGUGAUAUGAAUAUUGAUGACUGUACUGGACAAUGUCAGAAUGGAGGAACUUGCAGGGACUUGGUUAAUGGUUUCCGGUGUGUCUGCCCACCUGGCUACGCAGGGGAACAGUGCGAGAGAGACAUCAAUGAAUGUGCAAGCAACCCUUGUUUGAAUGGGGGACAUUGCCAAGAUGAAAUCAGUGGAUUCCAAUGUCUCUGCCCGGCUGGAUUCUCAGGAAAUGUCUGUCAGUUGGACAUAGAUUAUUGCGAGCCCAACCCAUGCCAAAACGGGGCCCAGUGCUUCAAUUAUGAGAACGAUUACUUCUGUAGCAAUUGUCCGGAAGACUAUGAAGGGAAGAACUGCUCGCACCUGAAGGAUCACUGCCGCUCGACUACUUGUGAAGUCAUUGACAGCUGCACUGUGGCGGUGGCUUCCAACAGCACGCCGGAAGGGGUUCGCUACAUCUCCUCCAACGUCUGCGGCCCCCACGGCAAGUGCAAGAGCCAAGCGGGAGGCAAGUUCACUUGCGAAUGCAACAAAGGCUUCACCGGCACCUACUGCCAUGAAAACAUCAACGAUUGUGAGAGCAACCCGUGCAAAAACGGCGGCACGUGCAUUGACAGCAUCAACUCCUACAAAUGCAUUUGCAGCGACGGCUGGGAGGGGACCUUCUGUGAAGCCAAUAUUAAUGACUGCAGUAAAAACCCUUGCCAUAACGGAGGGACAUGUCGAGAUUUGGUCAACGAUUUCUUCUGUGAAUGUAAAAAUGGCUGGAAAGGAAAAACCUGCCACUCACGUGACAGUCAGUGUGAUGAAGCCACAUGCAAUAAUGGAGGGACGUGUUACGAUGAAGGAGACGCCUUCAAGUGCAUGUGUCCAGCAGGCUGGGAAGGCGCCACUUGCAAUAUUGCAAGAAAUAGCAGCUGCCUACCAAACCCCUGUCAUAAUGGUGGGACGUGCGUAGUUAGUGGCGAUUCCUUUACAUGCGUCUGUAAAGAAGGCUGGGAAGGACCAACUUGCACUCAGAAUACAAAUGAUUGCAGUCCACACCCUUGCUAUAAUAGCGGAACUUGUGUGGACGGAGACAAUUGGUACCGUUGUGAGUGUGCUCCAGGCUUUGCUGGUCCGGAUUGCAGGAUAAAUAUCAAUGAAUGUCAAUCCUCACCCUGUGCUUUUGGAGCUACAUGUGUAGACGAAAUCAAUGGAUACCGUUGUAUCUGUCCAGCCGGUCGCAGUGGUCCAAGAUGCCAAGAAGUUUCAGGAAGGCCUUGUGUUGCCAGUGGCCAUAUUAUUCCAGAUGGAUCGAAAUGGGAUGACGAAUGCAACAGCUGCCAAUGUGUGAAUGGAAAAGUCACCUGUUCUAAGGUCUGGUGUGGUCCAAAGCCUUGCCUGAUAAAUGCCAAAGGUCACAGUGAAUGUCCUGCAGGCCACACCUGUCACCCAAUUAAAGAUGACCAUUGCUUUGUUCAUCCCUGCGAAAAUGUUGGCGAAUGCUGGCCCUCGAACCAACAGCCGGUGAAAACGACGUGCAAUUCUGACUCUUAUUAUCAGGACAAUUGUGCAAACAUCACUUUCACUUUUAACAAAGAGAUGAUGAGCCCGGGUCUUACUACUGAGCAUAUCUGUAAUGAGUUGAGGAAUCUAAGUAUCUUGAAGAACGUUUCUGUUGAAUACACUAUCUACAUCACCUGUGAACCAUCACACUUGGCAGAGAGCGAAAUUCACGUUGCAAUUUCUGCUGAAGACAUCCAAGAGGAAAAUAACCCAAUAAAAGAAAUAACUGAUAAGAUUAUUGAUCUGGUUAGCAAGCGUGAUGGAAACAGUACACUUAUUGCAGCGGUGGCAGAGGUCCGGGUACAGAGGCGGCCAGUUACAAACAAAACAGAUUUCUUGGUUCCAUUACUGAGCUCCGUUCUAACAGUGGCCUGGAUCUGUUGCCUGGUCACGGCCUUCUACUGGUGCAUCCGGAAGCGCCGGAAGCAGAGCAGCCACUCUCACACCGCGUCGGACGACAACACCACCAACAACGUGCGGGAGCAGCUGAAUCAGAUCAAGAACCCCAUAGAGAAGCACGGGGCCAACGCUGUCCCAAUCAAAGACUAUGAAAACAAGAACUCCAAAAUUGCCAAAAUAAGGACACACAACUCUGAGGUGGAGGAAGACGACAUGGACAAACACCAGCAGAAAACCCGGUUUGCCAAGCAGGCAACGUACACGCUAGUAGACAGAGACGAAAAGCCACCCAACGGCACCCCAACAAAACACCCGAACUGGACAAACAAACAAGACAACCGGGACUUGGAAAGUGCACAAAGUUUAAACCGAAUGGAAUACAUUGUAUAGCAGACGUAGGUGCUGCUGUGCAGGGCCUUUACCUAUCAAUUCAAGGCAACUCGGAGCUUGUAGUUCUUAAAACGGUUGUGUAAUAU
This is a messenger RNA of Elgaria multicarinata webbii, 3775 nucleotides long. RefSeq names its product jagged canonical Notch ligand 1 (gene JAG1). NCBI's taxonomy places the organism in Eukaryota, Metazoa, Chordata, Lepidosauria, Squamata, Anguidae. Gene Ontology annotation, molecular function: Notch binding; calcium ion binding. The record is from RefSeq and is a predicted model, not a curated record. Gene Ontology annotation, biological process: Notch signaling pathway; cell communication; multicellular organism development. Gene Ontology annotation, cellular component: membrane. Bases 30 to 3689 code for a protein of 1219 amino acids. The transcript has 26 exons.